AUGUCGCUGUUCCGCGCAAAGGAGUGGUGGUCCGCCUCAGUGGGCGAGGCCGACGAGGUCAUCACUGCAGCAGUUGGCAACUUCGACAACGAGCCGGAGCCGGCGUUGCUCAAGUUGGCCACUGGCUCGCUGAGCGGCAAACUUCGCGUGUACAGGCCGCGGCAGCGUGGGUACUCGCUCGAGGAUCUGCUACUCGAGGCUGCACUCGAGCUGCCCGUCCUGCAGCUGGCGGCGGGGAGGCUGACCGCCGACUCUACAAAACUCACGCUCGCAGUCCUCCAUCCGCGUGCGCUAUCAGUGUAUCGCCUCGUCGGCAGCGGCGGAGGCAGCGACGACGGCCCAUCGUACCACGCGCUCGAGUGCAUCUUCUCGCACGCUCUGGAACGACCGUCGUACAACUUGCUGGUUGGAACAGCCAGCGGCAGCGGCGACUUUGCAUGCGUCCAGUCGAUGGACGGUCUAUUGACCCUCUUGGAGAAGGAGCGCGCGCAGCCACCCUGCCAGCUUAGCAAGUUCCUUCUGCCGGGGCCGCUCACCUACUGCGCCAACACGGACGCGCUCCUCACUUUCAACUCCCAGCUGGAGGUAGACUGCUACCGCCGCGCGCACUUUGCGCCUAGCCCGGCCAGCACGCACCCACGGUUGCAGGUCGACUGGUCGGUCCCAGUCGGCGAGCACGUAACCGCGCUGCUCGUGGCGCGCCUCUCUCGGGGCAUGGCAGCCUCGCAAGUCGACAUUGUCGUCGUUGCUGAGCGGCUACUGCUCUACAUCAAGGAGAAUGGCUCGAUCCGCAAUCAGAAGCGGCUCGACUACUCCGCCUGUUGCGCGGCGGCGCACAGCGUCGACGGCUCGAGCCAACAGCGGCUGGUGGUGGGCGGUCGCACGGGGGCGGUGAUGGUUUACAGUGACAUGGAGCUCCUCUGGGCAGCGCGGCUGCCCGGUCCACCCGCCACACUGGGCGUCCAUCGCUUUGGGCAGCAGCCCGGGCUGCUCCUCUCCCUCUUGUACGACGGCACAACCACCCUUUCCUACCUCGGCACGACACCCCCGCCGCCCGGGGCGGUCGGCGCAGCGGAGUCGAAGCAGCUCAACUACGAGGCGAUGGACGCAGAGCACCGCCGCCUCCUGGGCGUCAUUCGCGAGGCCUCCACCACUCGCCCCGAGCCGGCCGGCGGCAUCAGCCUGCGAGCGGAGGUGCCUCUGCGGUGCGACGAGCGCGGCUCUGGUGAGGGCGCGGAGGAGCUGCCGGCGCUCACGGUGCGGCUGAUGGCGGCACACAGCGGCGUGGCGCCAGCGGACGACGUCUCGAUGGUGGCGAGCUGUGCGCCGCCCCUAUUCCUCGCGGCGGACCAUAUCGUUCUUCCGCCGCUCAUCGCUGGCGACCCGCCAGCGGCUGUGCCACUGGUCUUUCGCGCGCGCCCCGACGAGCUGCCCGUUGACCUCUCCGCCACCGUCGUGGUGAACUACUCCGCGGGCGGUGAGUUGCGAUGCGCGAGUUGCGAGCUACGGCUACCCCUGCGCCUCGUUGCCGAUCCGGUGGAGCCGCUGAAGACCUCGGGUUUCAGGCUGACUAUUGAGACGAACCGGCCGCCGUUGCCGCUCGGGGGACUCUUCGAGGACAUGGUGGUCGACGCCGCGUCAGCUGCGGCGGAGGGCGCUGCGCUGUCCAUCGUGUACGGGUGCGGGCUCGACGCAACCGUGCUCGCCUCCAAGAAGGAGCGCGGCCGGUAUCGUGUCUGCUCGUCGCGUUUUGAGGGGCUCUGGCUGCUGACGGACGAGCUGGUCCGCCGGCUCCGCGCGCACGGCGAGGGCGAGGCGGGCGCUUCGGACGGCGGCUUCGCAGUGUGGUAUGAGGACUCGCUGCCCCUACGGGAGUACUUUGAGGCCAUCGACGACCACCUCGCCAGCCGGCGAGCGCUCGUUGACGCGAAGGCGGAGCUGGAGCAGCGGGCGCGCCAGCUGCGCGCUGUGGAGAAGCGACUGCUGGUGCGGCUCAAGGACCGGGUGCCUGCACCGAUCGCAAGCCUCGAGGCGCUGCUCGAGGGCAGUCACCACCAGCUCCUCGAGCUAGCCCACCGCGCGGAGGAGCACCAGGCGCAGCUGCGCUUCCACGCCGCGCGCGUCUCGGCGGGAACGCGAUUGCUGCUGCUGCUGCUGCGUCUCAAGUUUCGGCUUGGGGACGAGGAGGCGCGGCUCCUCGAGGCGCAUCUGUCGCCGCUGACGUCCUUCAGCGAGGAGGCGAGCGACGGCUGGGAGGAGCGUACCGCGGCGGCCCUCACUCACCUCUUGCACCACGGCCUCAAGAAGAGGGGGACGGGGGCUGAGCCGUCGGCUAGCCCCUCGCAAGGGGCGCAGGCGCCGUUGGCGAUGCCAGCCGAUGCGGCCAAAGUGAAGAAGAGCAUCACGCUCGUGUGCGACCGCCUCAACAAGGGGAGCAGGCCGGGGAAGGGAGGGGCGCAGGCCGCGGCGCCCGGGUCUUGGGAGCCGCCCGGAAAGGAGGCCGGCUGA
Messenger RNA from Emiliania huxleyi CCMP1516, 2508 nucleotides. RefSeq lists its product as hypothetical. NCBI's taxonomy places the organism in Eukaryota, Haptophyta, Isochrysidales, Noelaerhabdaceae. The record is from RefSeq and is a predicted model, not a curated record. Gene Ontology annotation, cellular component: membrane; BBSome. The transcript has 3 exons. Gene Ontology annotation, biological process: cilium assembly. Bases 1 to 2508 code for a protein of 835 amino acids.